Molecule: messenger RNA, 6996 nt
Organism: Anneissia japonica
Lineage: Eukaryota; Metazoa; Echinodermata; Crinoidea; Comatulida; Comatulidae
Product: sodium/calcium exchanger 2-like
Exons: 19
Coding region: 521-3151 (876 amino acids)
Biological process (GO): transmembrane transport; cell communication; calcium ion transport
Cellular component (GO): membrane
Molecular function (GO): calcium:sodium antiporter activity
Source: RefSeq, a predicted model, not a curated record
AGUACUGUACCUUAGUAGACAGCAUAAGGUCUUCUUAAAUCAUCUAUUGAUAGCAAUCUAGUGGAUCGAUGCAUAGUGCAUCUUAUUUUGGUUAGUAGAUUGUUUUCAGCAGGAUAACGUUGGUAGCUAGCCGUGUGAAUUAUUCACUAAUCAGCCCCGGCGGCCGGUGAUGAAUUUAUAAGCAGUGUCAUGCUCAUGAUAUUUUUGGGAUCGGUGUGAGGCCGAAUGUGGUUCGAACGGAUUGUAUCGACUGACAAACCAUCCGACUUACAAAGUCGAAGGAAGCCGCCAAAACGCAUUAUUUUUUGGUCAACAUUACGUGUAGUAGAUGAAUAGGAGAUAGCAACAGGGAUUAUACUUAAAACAACAUUGAAAAAUGGAGGUACUAUUUGCCUGAAUUUUGGUAGAAGGUUUAUCGAUUCGUUAUCGAAUUGUUUGGAGUCAUAAGAAACUGAUGUCAUUGAAUCGGUCAUGUCCGUCCUACAAUAGAGUAAACCUGGCUGAUUGAAGCUAAAACACCAUGGUUAUGCAGCAUUAUUCGAAUUAUUCCCGCGGAUAUGUGGUCGAAGUUUACGGUAAAGGUGACAAGGUGUGUAGCAGUUGGCUACUGCUUCCCGCUGAAAACCUAUGGUCGGAGGGGGUACGGGGUUUCCUGUACAUUCUUGCUAUGGUAUACAUUUUCAUCGGUAUAGCGAUUAUUAGUGACGUUUUUAUGUGUAGUAUUGAGGUAAUAACAAGUAAAAAGAAAACAGUUGUGAGGUGGGAUGCGGAGAAAAAUACCAGAACGGAGAGAGAGGUGUUGGUUUGGAACGAAACGGUUGCGAAUUUGACGCUCAUGGCACUGGGUAGCAGUGCUCCUGAAAUUUUACUGGCUGUUGUAGAAACUAUUUCUACGAUAAGCGACAUAGGGAAUAAAGACAGUUUGGGAACUUUCACUAUUAUCGGCAGUGCAGCUUUUAAUCUGCUUAUGAUUACCGCCGUCUGUAUUGCUAGUGUCCCGUCGCCGGAGACGAAGAAAGUAAAAGAUUUCGGAGUGUUUAUGCUAACUGCGGUAUGGUCAAUUUUCGCAUAUAUCUGGUUGUUGAUUGUACUUCUUUGGAUAACUCCACAACAAAUUGACAUGUGGGAGGCGUGGGUGACACUGGGAUUUUUUCCUGUGUUGGUUUUGUCAGCGUAUGCGCAGGAUAAUGGAUGGUGGUGUAGCAAACGUGGUGCGGUUGGCGUGGAAGGAGGCAAUAUCAGUCAGCAUAAUGUUCGUGUUAUAAAUGGAGGACCAAAGAAAAGUCUGAUCCACGGAAUUUCACCGUCUCUUGCACACUUGGAAGCAGAGAAAACUCAAAGUCAAUUAAAUGUUAAAGCAAAUGCAAGUACAGUGGACAGAAAUGGUGAAUUGAUGACAAGGGAUGCGGAAAUUGGCGAUGAAGACAGUCGGUUACUGAGAACAGAUAGUGCCAGAACGACUUUUGCACGAGCAAAGUUUCGUCAUGCAGCAGUGAGGUCUUUGCUUGGUGGUAAGCGGGCUCACGUCCGUUCACCAGGUCCUCCACGAAUGCUGGCAUUGGUAGAGAAAGUUCAGAACAUUCAAAGUCAUCGUCAGACAGAUGUUCCUCCAGCUGCAAGUUUAGUAGGCACAUUUACAUUUGCAUCACAAAGCUAUUCUGUCCUCGAGAGUGCGGGCAAACUCGACAUAGAUGUUUUGUUUCACCGAAAGCCUCCGAUAAAAUCACCAUUAAACAGUCCUCAGAUACACAUGAAUGGCUCAGCAGUUACAUACCAAGCAGCAGAAGAUACAUGUACAUCAAAUGAUGACGACUCAACUAACAAGGAUUAUUUAAAGGGACCGGUCUCAGUACUAUAUGAAACGCGCGAUGGAUCUGCUAAGAAUGGCACAGAAUAUGAAUAUACAAAAGGAAAACUGGAUUUUGGGGAAAAUGAGAGCCAGAAGUCUGUUUCAAUCCCAAUUAUCAAUGACAACCAAUAUGAAAAUGAUAUGGAAUUUUACGUGAUCCUGAAAAGCCCGGAAGGGGUACAUGCAAAAGGACUGGGGGAUCCAAGUAUAGCUAGAGUUACAAUUAUUGAUGAUGACGAACCAGGAGAAUUUUCAUUUGACAAAGCGGCGUACUCGGCGGAUGCGAAUGGGGUGAUCAGAGCCACGGUGGUACGUAGCAAGGGCUCUGACGGUGAUGUCACAUUACAAUACUACACAUUAGAUGGCUCAGCACUUGGAGGUGACAGCGUUCGUACCGCUGACUUCAAAAAAGUCUCAGCCACAUUGUCUUUUAAGCAUGGUGAAACGAGCAAACAAAUUGUUGUCCAUGUAAAUAAAGAUAUUACGACAUACAAAAACUUUGUAAUCAACAUGAAGAAUUUAAGCCUCGGAGCUAAGCUCGGAGAGCAUCCAGCUGCUGUGGCGAACAUUAAUGGAGAUGAAAUUGCAGACCGAGUAGCUAAUUUAAUGACGGAUAGUGAAGAUGAAACAUGGAAGGGCCAAAUCAGAAGUGCAAUGACAGUUGGAGGCGAUGAAGAUGAGAAGGGGAAUGUUAUACCGCCCUCAAUGAUUGAUUACCUCCUUCAUUUUAUUUCUUUUUUCUGGAAAGUUCUGUUUGCAUUUGUUCCUCCAAGGAGUAUGCUUGGUGGAUGGCCAGCAUUUGGGACUUCAUUGGUACUUAUUGGCGUAUUAACAGCUCUUGUUGAACAGCUUGGUACUCUGAUCGGUUGCGUAUUGAACAUCAAAGCCAGUGUUGCAGGCAUUACCAUAAUCGCAUUAGGAACGAGUGUACCGGAUACGUUUGCAAGCCGGACAGCAGCGUUACAAGACAAACACGCAGAUGCAGCUAUUGGCAAUAUAACAGGGAGCAACAGCGUCAAUGUGUUUCUAGGCUUGGGGUUGCCGUGGGUAAUCAAGACAAUCUAUUGUCAAGUGAAGAACCAAGAUUUUGUAGUCAGUACGACAGGCCUAGAUCUUGCUGUCAUCUUAUUCACCUCAGUUGGUAUUGUCUGCCUCAUUUUACUCGCCAUCAGACGGAAGUUUAUUGGAGGUGAACUUGGUGGAAAAUCGUUUACAAAGUACUUGUCGAGUUCUUUUCUUACGUUAUUAUGGUUCAUCUAUGUACUGGUUGCAAGUUUAAGAGCCUACGAAAUAAUAGGCUAAAAUUUCUGCUUGAAGAUACAAAGGUGUCAUAUUAUGCUGCCAUAUUUGGUGGUUCGCAUUUAAACAAUCAUUCCAGGUUUGGCUGUAAAGUGAUGAGAUCUCACUCGUAUGCACCACCAGUUCUUAUACUAUAUACCAGGUUGUAAAAGUUGAUCAGAAGCACAGAACUUGAUUAGAAAUUUCACAAAUUAUGAAUUACUGUACUCUGUAUUCAAUGUUCAGAUAAUAGUGACUUUACACAACAAGAGGUAGUGGACAAUGGCUAGUCAGCAGGCUAAGCCCACCCCUUUUUCAAUUGCAUAUCUCCGACUCCACAGGACAAUCCGGUCAGUUCGCCAUCAACAAUUAGCAGACCGGAUCUUGUCGGCAAGCAUUUAUAGAAAGCGGAGAUGGAUUCAUCAGCCGAUGGUUGUACAACUCAGUGUGCCCACCUUAGUAUUAUUUAAAAUCAAAGCAUUUUGGAUUGAAUCUCUUAAGUUGGCAUAGAAAUCCUAAAUGUACCUGAUGGUGCAAUGCCUAACAAGACAUUUGCUUGUGUGCUAACAGUAGGUCAGGGAGUGUCAACAGUAGGUGUUCUUUAAAGUCCUUCAAAACAUAAUGUUGAAAAAAUAUUCAGUAUACUAUAAACUUCUUAAUUAACAUUAAAAUCACAAAUUAACUAAGAAUGUCCUGGAAAUUUAAGAAACCGGGCUUGAAGAAUAAUGAGAUUUCGCAGUUUAAAAUUAGGUGGGGCUUGGUCUGAUAAGCCGUCUUCCACAGCCUACCGUCCUGUUGUGCGAUGUCCCUAUGGUACAUCACAUGCCUAAAAGUGCUCUAUGGCACAGGGCAUUUUAUAAAUUAUGCAAUCUUUCUUUAAUCUGUUGUUUAAGUUGAAUAUGUUUCCUAAAAAAUGCCUUAUGAACAAAGAACUUUUUAUUAGUAUUAUAAAUAAUCUCUUUGAAUCUCUCAAAGAGGUAUUGCUGACAUUUUAAAACCUUUUUAGGAAUUCAGAGUCAAGCCAAUGUAACAAUUAUAUCACAUUUAUGAGUGAUAGUAGAAUAUGAUGUGGAACAGCAUACUGUAGUUCAGUUGGUUAAUCUGGUAUGUUUGUGCCUUGAAUUAUGACGAUACCUAGUUCAAAUCCAUCGCUGCUCUCCUUUUGUUUCUGGCUUGAGGUAAAAAAUACAAUUUAUUAUUAUGAUGACAAUGAUGAAGAAUAGUGACAAAAUGAUCAUGGUGAUAAAGGUUAACAACACAUUAACAAUGAAGUGGAAGUGUCAUUUAUUGUUUAUAAAAUAUAUAAUACUAUUUUUAUUUUUAUAUUGCACAAGAUAGAAGUCAUGCAUAUCUAGUUUUAUGGUAUUCAUGCUUGUAUAUGUUCCACAAAAUAUAUUUAUUUUUGUUCAUAUUUUAACCUAAGCAUUCUUUAAGCUUUAUUUAUAUAUGACAUACCUUGAUAUUUGUGUUCAAAUCAAGUGUUUAAUUAUAAUUCUUGUAUGUAAUAUUGUACACCAAAACAAAUUUAAUUAUGCUAUUUUUAUUUAUUUUUUUGUAUGUCUUAUUUUAAUUUAUAUUUUUUGUUUAUUUGUUUUGAUUAUUGCUUGUUAUCAUUUAUUACUGUUUUAAAUAUACUUAUUCAGUAUUUCAUAAAAGAUUUCCAAAGCAAAUUUAUAUAAAUAGUUUAAUAUGUCAUUAAAUAUGUACUACCUGCAUUUAAAUAUACAUUAAACACCUAUCUUGAAAAGUUUCAUAUUGAAUAGUAAAUGUAAACAGUAUUUUCAUAUUUUAAAGUUUUCUAAUCAUUCCAAUCAAAAGUGUUGUUUUGUCAGUAAAAUCAGUAUUUUGUAGACAUGCAUUUUUGAAAUGUCAAUUAUUUGAGUUCCUUUUUAAAGGUAUGCUAAUUAAAUCAAAAUAUACAUUUAUAAUUAAUACUUUUAUGUUUGUGCAAUAAUAAACUAAAUGUAGUUUAACUACUAGGCCUAACAUGUAUAUGGUUAUAUUGUAAGUGGAAUAAACAAAUACACAAUUAAUUGAAAUGAGUUAAAUAUUGCUUUCAGAUUUAAUUUUAAGUAUAGAAAUAUAAAUACUUAUUCCUUAAAUGUAUAAAAAUAUAUAUUAUUUUAUAUAUAAAUAUUAUAUAUUUAAAAUAUAAUUUAAUGAUUUGUAAAUAUUUAAUUUAAAAAAUAUGUAUUAAGACCAGAAGGAACUGUUAACAAAAUAAUAAAUAUUAAUAUUCAUAAAAAUGAUCUUUAGAUCAAGACUCUAGAUAACAGAAGCAUAACUGUGAUUCUGAUAGAUUAUUAAUUGAUUGACUGACAAAUUAAAAUAAUAAGUUUGAUUAAUAUGUAAUGCAUUGGCAUUAACUAAAAAGUAAUUUAACCAGCCAUUCUUUUCUUGUGUUGAAGAACAUUUUAAUGGACUUCAGAAUCUAAAAUUAAAUUGUCAAUAUAUUUUUAAUUUUCCAAAUGAGGAUUGGGUUAAUGUCCUACGCAUUCUGAUGAAGGCAAGGCAGCAGCAUAUCUAUGUAAGUGUAUUAGGGUAUAUGCCCCUCCAAAAAAAGUUCCCCCACACCCACUGCGUAAUUUGCAGAGCAAAAAAAUAUAUGCUGAAUUAAAAAAACACCUCAUAUCACCUUUUUUUGACAGCUUGUACCCUCUCACUUAAUCAUCAUUCCCCUCUACUUUACCACCCCAUCAGCCUUUCCCCCAAUAUUUUGGAUCAAUAUAUUCAAAUUCCGUAAUGAACAAAGAAAAUGAUCAAAGUGAAUUAUUGUAAAGAACAAAUAAUGUAAAUAUGUCAUAUAUGAUAUCAGUUUGUGUACUUAAGAAACUUUUUAUGAGAAUAGUUAGAACAAAUUUAGCAAUAUAUACAAAAAACUACCACUGGCUUCAGCAUUGAAUGGAAUCUUUUCUGUAUUUUAUAUGCAUUCUUUUACAAUAGUAACUAGCUAGAAACAAAUUUGUGGCUUCUCUCUUGCACACCAAAUUGAAUUUCAUAAAACGAUGAUAAUGAUAAGUUGGGUUUUAUGUAAUGUUAUUCACUACAGAAAGUGUUAGGUAUUACGUCUAGCUGUGAUAGUAUAAAAACUUUUAAAAUACAAUUAACUGUUUUAAUUACUUAGUCCAGUAUAUUAUUAAAAUUUGGCUAAAUUGUUUGCCUUCUUUUGAAAAUCAGAAUGAUCAAAUAUCUCAUCACCAAUUGGCAGGCAAAUAAAUAAAACUCUAUAUUAUAGGAGUGAUAUUUUGCCCUACCUGAGGUGUUACUCAGUAUGUCCCCAAAUACUAGUGAAAAAUAUUUACAAGUGAUUCAGGUGGGAACGAACCCACAACCUCCAGAUAUCUAGUCUGAUGUCUUAACCACUAGACCUCUUUAUUUUUCUUCACUUUUUUUCACUAGUAUUUGGGGAUAACAGGGCAAAAUAUCACUCCUAUUAUAUUUUCCUGACGCAAACUCACAAUUCGUAAUAUCUUUAUAUUCUUUUGCAUGGAAAAAUUAAUUGGCUGGAAAUCAAUCAUAUUUUUGUAGUAAAAGGUAUGUGGUCUAUAAAUCAGUGAAAACUUAUUUGGAUUGAUCAGUUCCACUGGCCGUCAAUAAAUUAUUUGCUGUUUUAAAAUUAGCUAUAUAUUUUUGAAUUGAAUUUUGGUGGUUUUCCUGAUUUUUAAGACAGAUGGUAUAUUUAUAAUUUCAUUAUAUUUGUGCCACUGAUGGGGAAAGAUAUAUUUGUAUUCAAGUACAACUAUCAUGUCUAUGACACUACGAUGUAUUGCAAUCAAUUGGUAUUUAUAUAGUUAUACUUUUGAAAAAGAUCCAAAUCUUCAUAAAAUGUAAAGUUUCGAAAGUAUUGAAUAAAUGUACAGUAUACAAGA